AUGAUGAUGAUGCUGGGGAUUUUAGUAGCUGCUGCCGUGUUUCUGGAGGCGGUCUCUGCCACCACUCUCGGGGUGGUGUACACCGAGGGAGGUAUGGUGGAAGGCAAGAACAUUCGUCUUGGGUUCCGCCGUCACAUGGACGUCUUCAAGGGGAUUCCCUUUGCUGACAUCCCUGGAAGAUUUGAGAAACCAAAGCGUCACCCAGGCUGGGACGGUGUUCUGAAGGCAAACCAAUACAGGAAGAGAUGUCUUCAGGUGAACCUCAUCAUGACUGACACCAGAGGCAGUGAGGACUGUCUUUACCUUAACGUCUGGGUUCCUCACGGCCGCUCAGUGUCCUCUGGUCUGCCCGUCAUGGUCUGGAUCUACGGAGGAGGCUUCCUGGCUGGAGGCUCGAUGGGUGCCAACUUCCUGGACAACUACCUGUACGACGGGCAGGAGAUCGCUGACAGAGGAAAUGUUAUUGUCGUGACGCUGGGAUACCGUGUGGGCGCACUGGGUUUCCUGAGCACCGGAGAGCCUGACUUACCUGGAAACUACGGUCUUUGGGACCAACACUACGCCAUCGCCUGGGUGAACAGGAACAUCCGCUCAUUCGGAGGAGACCCCGACAACAUAACCGUCUUUGGCGAGUCUGCAGGUGGAGCUAGUGUCAGCUUCCAGACUCUCACUCCACACAACAAAGGGCUGUUCAGGAGGGCCAUCUCCCAGAGCGGUGUCGCCCUUUGCCCCUGGGCUGUCAACAGGAACCCCCGCAGGUUUGCAGAGGAGGUUGCUCUGAAAGUCAACUGCCCCACCGAUCACACUAUGGCUGCCUGUUUGAAGAUGAGUGAUCCUGCGCUCCUUACACUGGCUGGUUCUCUUGAUCUGUCCAGCUCACCUGAUCGCCCCCUUGUUACAAAUCUGCUCCUGUCGCCUGUGAUUGAUGGGGACUUCUUGCCGGAUGAGCCUUACAACUUGUUCCAUAACGCGGCUGAAAUCGACUACAUUGCUGGAGUCAACAACAUGGACGGACAUAUCUUCACUGGUUUAGAUGUUCCUUCAAUCAACUCCCAACUGGUGGACACCUCUAUCGACGAUGUGAAGAGGCUCCUGGCUUCGUACACUAAAGAGAAGGGCAAAGCUGGUUUGGACAGCGCUUUCUCCACGUACACCAUACCCUGGGGCUCAAACCCCAGCAGGGAGACCAUCAAGAAAACCGUUGUGGAGAUCGGAACGGACUACAUCUUCCUGGUUCCUACUCAGGCUGCCCUCUACCUUCAUGCUGCCAAUGCCACAACUGGACGCACCUACUCCUACGCCUUAUCUGAGCCCAACCGUAUGGGCGGCCUCAUCAUGCCCUACCCCAGCUGGAUGGGAGCCGACCACGCUGAUGACCUGCAGUACGUGUUCGGAAAGCCUUUCGCCACACCACUGGGGUACUGGCCCCGCCAUCGCGACCUCUCUGGCUACAUGAUUAACUACUGGACCAACUUUGCCAAAACUGGAGACCCCAACAAAGGAGAGAGUGUGCCCGCUACUUGGCCCAAAUUCACCAACACUGGACACCAGUACUUGGAGAUCCAUCAUAAUAUGAACAAGAACUAUGUGAAACAGAAGAUGAGAAUGAGAUAUGUGCAUUUCUGGUGCAGCGUCCUACCCAACCUUCCCAUAUCCAUCUAUGAAUAAAGUCCUUGUGCAAUCACCCGUGCACCUGGACCUACAGAUCUGAAGUGUCAAAAAGUACCGGUUCAUAAAACAAUAAAUCAAUGACAAAUACAAA
Epinephelus fuscoguttatus (brown-marbled grouper) is the source of this 1762-nucleotide messenger RNA. Its product is annotated as bile salt-activated lipase-like. Gene Ontology annotation, cellular component: synapse; cell surface; postsynaptic specialization membrane. Gene Ontology annotation, biological process: neuron cell-cell adhesion; modulation of chemical synaptic transmission; presynaptic membrane assembly. NCBI's taxonomy places the organism in Eukaryota, Metazoa, Chordata, Actinopteri, Perciformes, Serranidae. The coding region runs from base 1 to 1668 and encodes 555 amino acids. The transcript is spliced from 11 exons. Gene Ontology annotation, molecular function: neurexin family protein binding; triacylglycerol lipase activity; signaling receptor activity. The record is from RefSeq and is a predicted model, not a curated record.